AUGCUCAAAGUCUCAAAUAAAUCUAGAAAGAAUGAAUAAUUGGACACGAUAUAAAUUAUAGAUAAAUGUACAAGUAUUAGUAAUUGUUGUGUAUGGUAGAAAUAAUGAAAGAAGAUCGUUUAUAAUUAAGGUAAAUGGUCAAAGAUGAAAACUUGAAGUUAAUUGAAUUAAUAACUAAACAUAAAAAAAAAAAUGAUCUCAAUGAUUUAUAAUCAGAAUUAAGAAAGUUUUUAAAAGAUAAAAAAGGAUCUCCUGAAAGAGUUUAAGGAGCACCAGUUGUUUUAAGAAAGGUGAAAUCAAAAGAAAGAUGUGAAUGGAAUACUUCAAUAAGUUCAAAUCCUUCAAUAAGAUCGCCUAGUAGAUCUAAUUUAGAUUUUAAGAAGAAAUAAAAAGAAGAAUCAUAUAAAAAAAUGGAAUCUUUAAAAAAAUAAGAGAAACUAGAAAAUUAAAUUUUUUAAAAGGAAAAUGAUGAUAAUAAAAUCUUAGAUGAAAUAUAAGAGGUAAAACCAGAGUAAUAAACUGUUUUAUUCAACUCAGCAAAUUCAAUAGUCGAUCCUUUUUAAGAAGAUUUGACUCCUGUAAAGAUGGAAUUUUAGACAAUUGUAUCUUAAGUACCCUUAAAUUAAAGUGAUUAAAGAAGCGAGUGUAUUUUACAAUAUAAUGCAGCUGAUAUUUAGAAUUAUAUGCAAUAUGAUAGACAUUAUAUAUCAAAAGAAGCAUACAGUUUACCUUAAUUAAUUAGUUUAAAUUAUAAAGAAAUAGCACCUUCUAACUAUCAAAACUUAUUUACAGAUUGGAAUUCUCUUCUUAAUCUGUAAUAAUCUAAAACUGAUUAAUUUUAAGAGUCAAAAAAUGUUGAAUAAUCGAAAUCUAUAAAUUUGAAAACAGAUCAAUCCCAAAUAGUAAAGAGUUUAGAAAUUCGUGGAGUUACAGCAGAAGAACUAUUUACAUACUUAGUUCAUCAUCGUUUUACUAAAAGAUUGAAUUAGUAUUAAUUAAUUGAAAAUGCUAAAAUAUCAAUUCCAAAUGCAUUAUUAGAUUUAGAAUCUUUGUUUAAUAUAGCUGAUGUUGAUUAAGACGGAUGGAUUACUAUAGAAGAAUUGGGUUAAACUUUAUCUUAAACAUGUAUAGAGAAAGAGUAACAUAUAAAUCCAAUUAAGGGAUUCUAUGUUAGAUUGAAUGGAAUAGUAAACAUGGAGAAUUUUAUAAAUUCAAUGAAUGAUCGAAUAUAGGCAGAAAUGUAAUAAAUUUUUUAAAUAUUCUAGACUUUAUCAUGAAAUUGAUUUAUUUAGUAAGGGUAUUAUUACAUAUUGGGAAAUGUAUAACCAUUUUGAAGAAAUUGAAAAGCUACUUAAAUGA
Molecule: messenger RNA, 1359 nt
Organism: Paramecium sonneborni
Lineage: Eukaryota; Ciliophora; Oligohymenophorea; Peniculida; Parameciidae
Source: the annotation of a GenBank genome assembly